Molecule: messenger RNA, 723 nt
Organism: Cyprinodon variegatus (sheepshead minnow)
Lineage: Eukaryota; Metazoa; Chordata; Actinopteri; Cyprinodontiformes; Cyprinodontidae
Product: E3 ubiquitin-protein ligase TTC3-like
Exons: 9
Coding region: 1-723 (240 amino acids)
Molecular function (GO): protein binding
Source: RefSeq, a predicted model, not a curated record
AUGAAAUUAUGGAGAUUAGACAAAGCCACCAAAUUUCAUCUAUCAGAGAGAGGUUUUCAGCAGUGGUGCGCCAUACCGCUUACCUCCAAGAUAGAAGGUGCACAGCGAAUGAGAGUCUGUGUGUUUUGGUUUCCCUCUCUGCUGCAGCCAGAUAAUUCCAGAACCUGCGACUGGGCUGUAGCAGUUGGUUUAAUCAACAGCAAGAAAAGUGGAAGGCUUCAUUUGAAUAACCUACACAAGAUACAAGUGGUUGAAAAAAUCCUUUUGAACCUGGAAGUUGGAAGUUGGGACAAAGAUUUUACCAAAAAGAUUUUCGCCAUUUGUAACGAGUUGUCUUUGUGCGGUUCACCAGAUGUCAUGGAAGAAACAGUUCGCUGGUUGGAGAAGUCUGUGUAUCGGAUAGAACGGGAGCAGCUGCUCUGCCUCGGAGACAUCCCAGGCUGUUAUGCAACCUUCACCUUCAUCUUCUCAGAGUAUUGUAAGUUUAUCCUGGAAAUGAGCAAAAACUUGGACUCGACGAUGAAGGCCCUGAGGUCGCCGCCAGAAGAUGCUGCUUUAGAGAAAAGUGAGGCAAUGAAAAAGCUGGGAAAUGACAAGUUCCAGGAACAGCAGUAUGGAGAAGCGCUAAAGUAUUAUACCAAAGCCAUCAAAGUUUAUCCUGACAACCACAUUCUUUAUGGAAACAGAGCCCUGUGUUACAUCAAGCAGAGGGAAUAUCUGUAA